AUGUCCGGGGCCGCAUCGCUUCUCCCGCGCCUGCUGCAAUAUGCGCAGGAGCGGGUGGCCAGCGCACGGGCGGAAAUCCUUUCGAACCUGAGGGCAAAGACUGAGCUUCCACUGGUGUUGGAUGUGGCAUUGCCGGGUGCAGCUUACUUCUCCGUCGCAGCUGGAGGGCUCUGUGAUGUUCUGAACCUAUUGGGGGACGAUGUUGUGAAAGUUGAUCGCUUUGUUGGUGCCAGCGGCGGUGCUUGCAGCCUUUUCCUGAUUCUUGCGAACGACAAGCGAGGAGCCCGCGAGCAAACUGCCACUCCGGCCGCCCUCUGCCCCAGUGCUGACCUUCUGCUGCAGUCAUACCUCGAGUAUGCCGAGUCGGAGGGUUCCGGCACCGUCCAGCGAUCAUUCAACGCAUUCUGGCAAGCUGUGGCUGGGGUGUCUUCUUUCUGGGAGGACAAGUAUCGAGCCCUUCUUUCUCAAGAGCCUGCCUGGACGGCAAUUCGUUCUCGGGGCUUCUGUGCCGUGGCCGCUCGACCCCUGCGUCAACAGCUUUUCGGGGCUGCACCGUGCGAUGCCUCGUCGUACCGCGCCAAAGGAGACAACUACAUCUUCCAUAAUUUUGCAGAGAGGGAGGAGGCUGUUCAGGCAUUCGUUGCCACAGGGGAAGCCACUGCGAAGGGCUUUACCAAGGGCAUCCAAAUUCUGAGCCGUGAUCAGAAAUUCUCCGCGGGGCCAGUAGAGAAGGAGCCAAGCGCUUCUGCGUACAGCCUGCCUGCGAGCUUCUGCGAUGGUGGACGUCCGGCGAUCUUUGAUGUCCUCCAUCAUAAUCGAAGCCCCAGUGGGUACCUUUACUACAACACCUGGUUUGAGAAUGCCUCAGAAGCUGCCUUCUGCACAGCGGAGAGCAUUGAACAUCUUUACAAGCGGGGUGUGGACCGAACCAUCGACUGCUUGCUCAGCGAGUCCUUGGCAUCUCCGGUGCAGGGCAGCAAAGCAGGCAAAGACAGCAUGGUCCUGGCGCUUCCCGGCGCAGAUCCUGUCGCAGAGAUGGCAAAGAUCGGAGUGAAGACUCCUUUGUACGGCGGCUCCUUCGUGAAUCUCACGGCGAGUGAGGUCCGGGAGCAGAAAGCCCUCGCUUGA
Messenger RNA from Symbiodinium necroappetens, 1128 nucleotides. The record is from the annotation of a GenBank genome assembly. NCBI's taxonomy places the organism in Eukaryota, Dinophyceae, Suessiales, Symbiodiniaceae.